AUUAUUCAAGCGAUCCAAGUACUCCGGUUCCACUUGUUGGAAAUCGAAAAAGUGCAUGAACUCUGUGAUAACUUUUGUUCGCGUUACAUUACCUGUUUACGGGGUAAAAUGCCGAUUGAUUUGGUAAUUGAAGAUCGGGAUUCGGCAGGGUCAACCGGUUCAGGGAAUAGUCCGCAACCUGUCAGCGGUCCGAUACCAUCAAACAUAUCAUCCAACAAUAGCAGCAGCAACAACAACAACAACAAUAACACAAGUGCCAGUGCAGUCAAUGCAGUCAACGCGUCAGGCGGACUAACUUCACAUUCAUCAGGGAACAAUUUGUUCAAUAAUCUUGGUGAUGAAGGAAAUACGUUAUCACUUCAGCAUUCUGCACAUCAUCAUGGUAUGCUCGGAUUUCCGGGCUAUCCCGGAUCUGGUGUCCCACCUGGCUUCCGAGGAGAUCCGUCUUAUGCAGCCGCUGCUGCAGCGGCCUCCGUGCCUCAUGUUGGCGGCCUUCUAGGUCUUGGUGGUGUUUACCCUCCUCAUGCUGCUCCCGGAUCAUUUCCAGGUGGAUUCAAUGAUCUCCGUUAUCCUCAACCCCCAUCAGCCGCACAUCCAUCCCUGGCUGGAUUCCCUGAUUCGGCCAACUACUAUGGCCAGCAUCCACAUACCCCGGCAUCCGGUACUGGUCCACAUCAUCAAGGUUAUCAUUCUGGCCUGGUUCGUGAUCCUCGUUCCGGUGUCCUCUAUCCUCCGUCCUGUAGCGCUGGCAGUGCCGGUUCCGGAUUUGGUGGUUUAGAUCUAAACUCUGAUGGUCGACCGCCUCAUCUCGGCUCACCUUAUCCCAGUGCUAGUAGUGUGGGUGGAAAUUUUAGCACAUCUCCCGGCUUCGGUGGUACACAUCCCGGUGGUGGCUUAGUUGGUGGAGGCUAUCCACAAACACAUCAACAACUCUCUACCGACGCACUCUCCACAUCCUCAUCAUCCGGUGUUGUGGGACGGUCAAAGCAUAGCAGUUCUUCCCUUCCUCUUGUUGCCUGUGUGAGUCGGUUUGAGAAAGUGGCCAACCGGAUGCCGUUAGACCGGCGUCAGCUCUGA
Molecule: messenger RNA, 1077 nt
Organism: Echinostoma caproni
Lineage: Eukaryota; Metazoa; Platyhelminthes; Trematoda; Plagiorchiida; Echinostomatidae
Source: the annotation of a GenBank genome assembly